UUGCAUCUUUCAAUUUUAGGGUUUACACUAGGAGAAAUUUAAAAAAAAAAAGAGAAGAGGAUGGGGGAGGAGAUUCUCUGUUCUAAGUUUGAGAAUUUUUUAAAAAAGGGACAUGGCCAUUUUGGGAUAAAAACAUAAAUAUUUCUAUUCGGUUUACUGUUAAUUGCAUAUUAGAUUAACGAUUACACUGGUAGCCAAUUUUAGCCUACCGAUAAUUGUAUCACUAACAUAAAAUUCAUAAUCAUUAAUCCUCCUUUCUAUGAAAUGGUUUUACGGGUUUCGGCCAAUUGUCUUCAUCGUGGGAUAUCAUUGAGAAAUAGGAAGAAUUCGUAUUAUUAAAAGAUUUCUUGCGAUUAUUUCAAAUAGGGAAUGAGUCAAUCAUCCACUUUGGUAUCUUAUUGAAGAAAAAUGAUGAUAUUGCUCCUCGAUUGAUCAAAAACUUCGAUCGAUUAUUUUAUCGAUUUAAUUAAUAAGCACAAAGAUCUUGCAUUAUGCAUAAGUAAAUAUUUUUUCCAAAUAUCCCCUCAAAACAAUAUUUCCCAAAUAUUAGGAGUAGGAGAUGGGUACAUAACUGGUCCAUUGCUGCUUUCAAUGUCCGUACACCAUGCUAUUGAAAUUUGAAACCAGGCCUCGUCCACAUGCAUCAAUAGAGGACCACUGGGCCUCCUCCAGAACUCGCCCGGGUGGCCCAACUUCGGCCCGCUGUCUGUCUAUUGGGCCGUUCUCUCGACAGACCUACUAAAUGGGCAUUUUUCUCUCCACGUGUAACAAAAUCAGUGGCGUUGACUAAUCAAACUAUGAAUAGUCAGCGGAAAUUUCACCCUUUUUUAAGCUCCUCUUAUCCUCCGACGACGACGAACGAACUCGAUCCAACUCAUCACAGAAACGAAAAAAUGACAAACAACGGCGGCAACGGCGCCGCCGCCGACUCCCAGCCCCACCACCACCACGAAGAAAUCGCGAAAUGGGAACCCAACCCCGACCGCCUGAAAUCGAUGCACCAGCGAAUCACCACCCCGCCAAAGCUCCUCUCCCAAACCGCCGGCCACAGCUCCUGCUGCAUCUUCCGAGCUCCGACCACCUUCGCCGGCGUAAACAACAAAUCCUACCAGCCCCACAUCGUCUCCAUCGGCCCUUACCACCGCGGCAAGCCGCACCUGGCCAUGAUCCAAGAGCACAAGUGGCGCUACUUGGGCUCCCUCCUCAACCGAAUCCCUAAUCUCACCCUCGAAUCCCUCUUAUCCUCAAUCGCCCCGCUCGAAUCCCAGAUUCGAGCCGCCUACUCGGAGCAAAUCGACCUCGAUCGAGACGAAUUCCUCGAAUUGAUGGUCCUCGACGGCUGCUUCGUCGUCGAACUGUUCAGAAAAGUCGCUGGAGUCGUCGAAUUCGAGCCGCACGACCCCAUCCUGGCGAUGUCGUGGAUCAUGCCGUUUUUCUAUCGGGAUUUCCUCCGCCUCGAGAACCAGAUCCCCUUCUCCGUCCUCGAAUCGCUGUUCGAUUCGACGCGGCGCGGAGAAGAAGAGAAGGAGAACAUAAUCCACACCCACCCUGCUUUCAGCAACACGGAACUUCAAUUGUCAUAUAAGAGAAAGCACUCCAACCAUCAAAACCCACACAACUCGCGAAAGAAGUACGAGACGAGAAUUGACAUCAGUCUGGGUUCGAAUUCGUCAAAUUGGGCGCUGAGCUUAUCGGCGUUGGCUCUGUACUUCUUCAACCACUCGAUGCAGAGGCCGGAGGAGAUCGUUUACAAGUACAGAGAUUUGAAAGGGAAGCACCUCCUGGAUCUGAUCCGCUCCAGCUACACCCAAUUCGACCCCCCGCCGGUCCGCCGUUCGUCCGAUUCGCCGCCGACCCACAUCAUCCACAGCAUCACGAAGCUCCGCAAGGCGGGGAUCAAGCUCCGCCGGGUCGACGGAGGAGAACUCGACGGCAGCCCGCUCCAGGUCCGGUUCCGGCGGGGAGUGGUCGAGAUGCCGUCGAUCACGAUCGACGACUUCAUGAGCUCGUUCCUGGUCAACGCGGUGGCCUACGAGCAGUGCUACAGCGGCGGCGGCGGCGGCGGCGAGUGGCCGAUGCACUUCACGGCGUACGCGACGCUGCUGGACUCGCUGGUCAACGGGUUCCGUGACGUGGAGUAUUUGGUCGACAAGGAUAUUUUGGAGAAUUAUUUGGGCACGGAGGCGGAAGUCGCGAGGUUUCUGAACGAUUUGGGGAAGGAAGUCGCGUUCGACAUUGACGAGUGUUACCUGGCGGAGGUGUUCGGCGAUGUUCAUCGAUAUUACGGGAGCAGUUGGCAUUUCCAGUGGGCGAGUUUCAAGUUUACUUAUUUUCAGACGCCGUGGUCGUUUAUCUCGGCAUUGGCGGCCCUGGUGUUGCUGGUUCUUACCGUGUUGCAGACUGUUUAUACUAUUUACGGCACCUACAAUUAGAAGGAUUAGGUGAUAGACAUUUGGAUUAGGUAAUUGAUUGUAAGGAUGUGAUUGUAGAGAAUUUCAAUAUCAUUAAUUAUAUUAUAGUUGAUAGAUCGUUGUUUGGUUUUUUCGUGGUAUGAUAUUUAUCUUGUAUGUUUUGAAAAGUUCGUAAUUAUGAACAUUGAAUACUUGAUAGGUUGUUUACGAGAGUCAUUGAAUGGUAAAUUUGAUCGAAUUUGUCAUUUGUUCGAGGAAGAAGUUUGAUGGUAAGAGUCCCACAAUCCUAGUUAGACACUCCAAUAAUCCAAAAAAGUAUAAGAGUCUCUUAUUAAUAAUUAGACAGAAAUCAAAUAUAUAGUUACAUGAGUGGCACCUCAAAAUUCUGAAGGUACAAAUUAAUUCUAAAGAUGAUAACACAUAAUUUGCUUAACCAAUUAAACACCGACAUGACUCUAUAUAACACAUUUUUUACUCACUGAAAAUCUUUAAACCUCACACCAAACUAGUCAGUCUGCUUCGGUUUUAGACUUACCAAAUGGUCGCCUCUAAUUCAAUUAUACAAGAACCGAUGUAAACUCGAAUCUACCCAUCAAUGUCACUCCUCUCCAUUCUUACUAACUUGUAGAGCAAAUAAUUCUAGAUGGGGAAAGUGCAAGGAUGAAGUUUGAUAGUGACAUUUGUGGUAGAGGCUAAGUUAUUCAAGCCGCCUCUCGCUGGCUUAAUUCCAUAGCUUUUGGUUUUAAUCGAAUUUGGAAGGAACCUCGCUCCAGCUUAGCUCAAGAAAAUAUCCAAUUGAGUGUCCCUCACGUAACAAAGAGUGUUUUGACUCUUCCUCGUCGGAACAAAAGAAUCAACAUCUGAAGUGUGUUCUUCAAGACUUCCAUCAUUGCCACAUCAUUAGGUAGGGAUACACCUAGCUAAGUACUCUUUGUAGGGAAGGAGGAAACUAGCGCUCCAGCUUACUAGUUUUCUCUACUAAAAUUUUCUACAUAACCGAUAUUUGUAUCAUAUGCAUAAAUUAAUUCGGUUGUGAUUUUAUGAAUUGUCUUAAAUAUAAAGAAAAAAAGUGGGCAUAAGUUGUAAUUACAUUGAACCGUAUCAAGCGAGUGAUUCUCAUUUUUAUUAUAUUUUUAGUUUGACCCUAUAUCCAUAUUCGAAAUCAACCGAUGUAUGUCCAACUCCUAAGUACAAUUCAAAUUUUUAAAAUCAUUUGAGCUUUCGGUCCGAGAUUCUCAAAAUUUUGGCUGAUCAACCACCGAACAUGAAAAAUUCAAGUUAUUAGAAGCAUUUCUAUUUUCUACCCAAUCCUAGACUUUGUCUUGUGUAAAUUCAUCGAAUCCUUUCGUGGAAUCUUCCAAAUACAUAUGCGUGAAACGUGUGGAAAUUCAUUGGUACACCUCCAUUCGAUGAUAUCGUCCAAGGAAGAAGGAACCCUGUAAACUCAGCAAUAUAUGUGUUAAUUAAUCAUGUUUGACUGU
Molecule: messenger RNA, 3892 nt
Organism: Linum trigynum
Lineage: Eukaryota; Viridiplantae; Streptophyta; Magnoliopsida; Malpighiales; Linaceae
Source: the annotation of a GenBank genome assembly